Anarrhichthys ocellatus (wolf-eel) is the source of this 1631-nucleotide messenger RNA. RefSeq names its product zinc finger protein 185. The coding region runs from base 102 to 1631 and encodes 509 amino acids. The record is from RefSeq and is a predicted model, not a curated record. Lineage: Eukaryota; Metazoa; Chordata; Actinopteri; Perciformes; Anarhichadidae. The transcript has 7 exons.
UUACCGUUUUGUUUUAUUUCUAUGGAAACUUAAAAACAAACCUGGAAAAAAUGUCAUUAAAUACUUUGAUCAGGUUGAACAUCUGAAAAAACACCAGCAUCAUGUCAAAGGAGGUUAACAGAAACACGGUGUUUCAAACCACCAGGGUGCGGAAUGCACUGAAAAAUGACGGCUGUUGGAUCCAUAAAUCCAAGCAGAAGCAAGAAGAAGCGAGGACGGACCGUGCUGUGGAGACCGGACCCUCUUCAGUCACACACUCAUACGUCCUGUCCACAGCCAAGAAAUUUGAAGAUUCUUCUAAUCAGGGAAAUGGUGAAGUUAUUCCUCCCCAAGAAGAUGCUCAGCCUGAGGGGUCAACAGUGGAGACCUCAGAUGAUGCAAAGCCCCAAGCACCCACAGAAGAAGGUAUCCAGAAGGAUGAGGCACAUCCAGAAGAAACAGUUGCCAACACAACUGCAGAAAACAAGUCAAAUGUUGAACAAAAUGUCAGGGCUGCUGACGCCUCUGCAGAAGUUCAUGUUGCAGAACAAAUCCCAAAUGGUGAACCACAGCCAGUUUCUUCAACAGAGGAAAAUCCAGAAGCAUUGUCUCCUGUGGAGCCAGUUGAGCAAACAGUUGCCAACACAAGUCCCGAAAACAAGGGAGAACAAACUGAUAAAACAGUUGACCAGUCAAACGUAGAACACAAUGAGGCCAAGGACUCAGUGGAUGCUCAUAUGGAAGAUCCGGUUGCAGAAACCUCUGUUGUUCCUGAGAAAGGUCUUACAGAACAUGCUGCAGAAGAAAGUGUUGAAGCUGUAGCUGAGGUUGCUGUGGAGUCAUCACCUGAGACACCUGACGUGACAGGUGCAGCAGGAGAGAAUGCUGCUCUCCAAGUGAGUGUGGACCCAGUCCCUGACUUAGUGGCAGAUACUGCAUCUGAAUCACCUACCAAAGCUGCAGCCGAAACUGCAGUUAAGCCUGAAGAGUCUACAGUCGAGUUUGCAGCCUCCGCAGAGCUGGUUUUCAGGACUGGAGCUGAAGAGGUAGUUAAGUGUGAAGUCCAGCCUGUUGAAAACCCUGUUGUCGAGCAAAGUGUUGAGCCAACACCUGAGAGAGCAGCAGAUCAUGUGGUGGAGCUGAGUAUGAAGGAUGCUGUGGAACCUGUAACAUCUUCAGACGCUGAAGCUGCUCAGGAUACGUUCUCCUGCAGACUCAUUGAACUGUCGGAAGCAUUAGAUGUGGAGCCACCGACAACUGAAACUGCUCCUGAGCCUCUGAAGGAUCCAAAACCAUCCCACACUGAGGAGACCAAGCUGAACCAACACCCUGAUGAUACCAACACCACGAAAAGCAAUGUUUGUUCAUUCUGUGAGACAAUAAUGGAUGGAAAAGUCAAGAUCUACCUCAGUGAACCUGCGGUGACCUGCCACCCUGACUGUCUGAAGUGUGGUGUGUGUGCAAAGGCCCUGGGAGAUUUGAUGACCGCCAUGUUCUUGCAUGACCAAGUGGUCAUUGUGGUGGCUGCUUUGCAGAAGCUCUCGAGACCAAAACCUAACUGGGAUGAAUAUGUUGCUCGAGAACACUCAAAGUGUACUGCAAUUCACUGUGUUUGUCCUCACCCUGUACUCUGUCCUGAAAGUUUUUUUUAG